AUGGCACCUGCAGACGACAUCGCAAUCGUGGGGUACUCUUUUAAACUGCCCCAAGAUGUAGACGACGACUGCAGUCUCUGGGAUGUCCUCUCCAAGAGGCGCAAUCUGAUGACGGAAUGUCCCAAGUCUCGCAUCGACUCUGAUUCAUUCGUGACCAAUAAGCAUUACAGUUUCCACGGCCAUCGAGGGCACUUCAUCAACGAAGAUCUGGGUCUCUUUGAUGCUCCAUUCUUCUCGGUCACGGCCAAUGAGGCUGCCGCCAUGGAUCCGAUGCAACGUUGGACACUCGAGACGACCUACCAUGCAUUCGAGAAGGCUGGCAUUCCAGUGGAGAGCCUUAGAGGCUCUCGCACUGCCGUCUUCUCGGCUUCCAUGGUGGAAGAUUACGCCAAGAUGAUUGCCAUGGACCCUGAUAAUGCGGAACGCACGGCUGUUACUGGAAGUAGCGUCGCCUGCGUUAUUCCCAAUCGCAUCAGCUGGUACUUUGACCUGAGGGGGCCUAGCAUCCAUGUGAAUACGGCCUGUUCCAGCAGUUUGUCGGCAGUCGAUAUGGCAUGCAAGACCAUCCACAGCGGGGAUGCUACAUGUGCCGUUGUUACUGGUUCCAAUCUUCUUCUUGACCCGGCAAUGUUCCAGUCCUUGUCCGCGCAAAAGUUUCUUUCUCCAGACGGCCUUUGUCAAAGUUUCGACCACAAAGCAAACGGAUACGGAAGAGGCGAAGGCAUCCUCGCCAUAGUCCUGAAGCCAGUAUCCCUAGCUGUGCAGGACGGUGACAUUAUUCGUGCUGUGAUCCGAUCAACGGGCUCAAACCAAGAUGGACAUACGCCUGGGCUUACCCAGCCGAGCUCUCAAGCGCAGGAAGACUUGAUUCGACGCGUCUAUGCGCAGGCCGAUCUUUCCCUCGACAAGACGCGCUAUAUUGAAGCACACGGUACCGGCACAGCUGUGGGCGAUCCCAUUGAAGUGAAAGCGAUAGGCCGGAGCUUCCACGAAAGUCGGUCAGCUGAGGAACCUCUCUACAUUGGCUCUAUCAAGGCAAAUAUCGGACAUCUCGAAGGGGCUAGUGGAUUGGCCGGUAUCGUCAAGUGCAUUUUGAUCCUGGAAAGGGGGAUUAUUCCACCCAGCGCCCUCCUCGAGAAGAUCAAUCCAGCCAUCGAUGCCGAGUCUUACAAUAUUACGGUCCCUACCCAAGAGGUGCCCUGGCCAAAUCCAGGCCUGCGCCGCGCAUCGGUGAACUCGUUUGGAUUUGGAGGAUCCAACACACACGUUAUACUCGAAGAUGCCCUCCACUACCUGCGAGAACGGGACCUACCCGGGCGACAUUGUACAAUUGGUGGUGGCGAGCUGGAAUCACCCUCGGGGCCAACAACACCUCGCGCCAACGGAACCUCUCCUGGCUUAACCGGCAAACCUCCAUUGAACCAAACAAGUCUCCUAGUAUGGAGUGCAGCGAGCGAAAAGGCCGUCAAGCGCGUCUUGCAAGGCUAUGAUAUGUUUUACAAAGAUCAUGUGGUGGGGCAUUCCCUGAAGGUGCGUCAACUGGCCUACACUUUGGCUGCUCGGCGGAGCAAGAUGCUCUGGAGAAGCUUUGCCUUAGCCUCGGAUGAACUGGAAGAUGGCCAAGUGCAUUUGUCUCCAGAAAAGCCAGUUAGAAGCUCGGCUGAUCUCGGGCUUGCAUUCAUCUUCACCGGCCAGGGGGCGCAGUAUGUCGAUAUGGGAAGGGGUCUUACCCAAUAUCCCAUCUUUUACGAUACUCUGAAACGGAUCGACAUCAUUUACGGUAGCCUAGGCUGUAAAUGGUCGAUUUUUGAUGAACUUGGUCGUAGCGAAAGCAUCAACAAGCCCCAAUACAGCCAGCCGCUAUCUACCGCCAUACAAAUCGCCCUUGUCGAGCUGCUUUACUCUUUUGAGAUCAGACCCAAAGCUGUCGUGGGACAUUCUUCGGGCGAGAUCGCCGCAGCUUAUGCUGUGGGUGGGUUAGACUUGGAUUCCGCCUGCAAAGUCUCGUACUUUCGCGGCCAGUUGGCCGGACAGCUCCGAGAAGCAAGCGCCUCGUACCCCGGGGUCAUGAUCUCGAUAAACAUCACCGAGGACCGUGUCCCAAGUUAUCUCAGUGAAGCCAUUGGAGCUGAAUCCGUCGCUCUGAUAAGCGUUGCUUGCGUCAACAGUCCACUCAACUGCACCUUGUCAGGCCCCGAAGAUGUCAUCGACAAGAUCAAGCAACAAGCAGACAAAGACGGCAUAUUCGCACAAAAGCUCAAGACGGGGGUUGCUUAUCACUCUCCAGCCGUCAUGUCUAUUGCUAGCGAGUACCUUUCUCGGAUAAGUUCUCUCAACGUUGCUGGGAGUCAAGACCCUAAGGUCCUCGUCCGUGUUCCCAUGGUUUCGUCAGUCACUGGCAAGCCGGUUUGCUCAGAAGAGCUAUCCAAAGGGGAAUACUGGGUUGACAACAUGGUAUGUCCAGUUAGAUUCGCCGAUGCCGUGGAGCAUCUCGUGCAAGACACGUCCAGGGACAAGCUGGGUCUCGACAGUAUCAGCGAUCUGGUCGAGGUCGGCCCUCACCCAGCGCUUCGUCGGCCUACACUCGACACCAUCAAACAGACGGAGAACCAGGCCAAGGACAUCAGGUACACGAGUGCUCUGCACCGUUCUCGCCCUGCGGUAGAUGCGGUGCUUAGCCUCGUCGGGCAACUCUUCAGCCUUGGGCAUUCAGUCUCGGUGGCUGCAGCCAACCAGCAGUCGCCAGACGACAAGACCCCAUUUCUUACCGACUGCCCCAAGUAUCCCUUUGAUCACUCGCGACGCUACUGGAGCGAGCCGCGGAUCAGUCGAGGCUUCCGGCUUCGCGGGACUGUCCAAGGAAAGACGCUCGGGGUGAGGGUAUCGGACUGGAAUCCUUUUGAGCCUCGAUGGAGAAACUUUCUGAGCGUCGAAACUGACCCAUGGAUUGGAGAUUACAAAGUGCACAACAAGAUACUCUAUCCCGCGGCAGGCAUGCUGAUUAUGGCGAUCGAGGCCGUGCAAGAAAUGGUAUCAAAUGACCGAGAUGUAUCAGGGUAUCACGUCAAGACUGCCGAGUUUCUUGGUCUCAUUCCCGUUCAAAACGCCUGGGAGAAUCGGGUCGAGACAGAAGUGCAUCUGCGCCCCGUUGGCAAAAAGCACACGGCCGAGACAAGGUUGUUUGAGGUCGCCAUUUACUCAUACGCUGAGGAUGAGUGGACACAGCGCCUACGUGCCACCAUUCGUGUCGACUACAAAAAUUCUCCGGAGACCGAAUACAGACAAUUGUGUCAUGACUAUGUGCGUGAACAGUUUCGGCUGGCACAGUCCCUUAGUCGUCCCAUCGACUCGCACGUUUUCUACGGCAACGCUGCAGAGAACAGUCUCCAAUACGGCGACUCGUUCCGCCUGGGCCAAGACAUAAGAUUUGAUGGAAAUGCAACUGCGUUGAUGCAUGUCGACGCUACCAAGCCAAGAUACCGGACAAGCAGUUUAGUGCAUCCUGCCAUCCUCGAUCAGGCGUUCCACAUCUUGCGAGUCAGCGCAGGGCAACAACCUGCUUGCAACGUUCCCAUACGCAUAGCCGACUCCUGGUUCGCGGCUUCAGGUUGGCAGAUGGGCUCAAUUAGAUGGAUGUCUCGCUCCUGUUGCAGUCGGCUUGACAGACCACAUGGUGACCACGGGGAAGAGGGCUCCGUGUAUGCCCUAGCCGACGAUGGGUCUAUUCUCUGCACCAUUCGAAAUGCCAUCACGAAAAGUCAAAGUAAGAGUACGAACGAGGCUGAGCGGAAGCUCCUCCACCGAAUCGAGUGGAGGCCCUCGUUAGGCCUGAUUGACCCCGAGCGACUUCGCCAGCUCUGUCGUGCCGAUACCUUCAGCAGGGACGAGACGACCAUUCUAGAAAACCACGCUGAGCUUUGCUCAACGUUGGACCUUGUGGCUGCUCGGACUCUCAGGCACUUGGACAGGACCAAGGUCCCCGAGAGCUUAGGACGUCAUGUCGAGUGGAUAGAGCACCACGUCAGCAAGAUGUCUCCUGACAAGAUCCAAGCAAGCGAAGACAUCACCGACGUCCAAGUCGAGGCUCAGCUCUCCCAUAUCGAAGAUGUACUCCCAGCCUGGAAGGUAUACACAGCGUGCGCCCGCAGGUUGCCCGAGAUUCUGGCUGGAGAACUCGACCCUCUCCAAGUCGUGUUCGGGUCCAACCUAGCCGACAUCUUCUACGCCGACCUGUUCCAGUGCUUGUGUGCCGAUGGUAGACUGGGCGCCAUCCUGGACUUGGCAGCCCACGAGAACCCAGCGCUACGCAUUCUGGAAGUCGGCGCUGGCACAGGCGGUAUGACUACCCAUGUUCUCACAACCCUACAGGAACGCGAGAAGCGGACUGGCGCCCUCAGCUUCGCAGAGUACACCUACACCGACAUCUCACCCGCCUUCUUCGAGAGAGCGAUGGGUAGAUGGCCUGAUCUUCAAUGCCAGGGCCGCCUUUCUUUCAAGACUCUGGAUCUAGAUCGAGAUGUUGAGGAGCAAGGUUUUGAACUGGGCUCGUACGAUAUUGUUGUCGCCGCUUGCGUACUCCACGCGACCCCUGAUCUUGAAGCCACCAUCAGAAAUGUCCGCAAGGCUCUUAGACCGGGAGGCCAACUCAUCCUCCUUGAAGUCAUCAAUUCGGACGACAUCGCCACCAACUUCAUGGCUGGCUUGCUGCCUGGCUGGUGGGUUGCGCGCGAAGAAUGGCGUCCUCACUCUGCGGCUGUCCCUGAGAGCUUGUGGGACAAGUGCUUACGAGCGAAUGGUUUCUCGGGGAAUGAUGUUGUCAUUCGCGACUACAAGAACGACCAUUGCCAUAUCAUGAGCGUUAUUGUGUCGACCGCUGUUGAGGAGAAGGGUGAGCCGCCCAACUUGGUUCUACCACUGGGUCGCCUUAUCCUAAUCGUAGAGGACCAAGACUCGAAGCAGCAGGAAUUGGCCAAGUUGGUGCUUACUCACAUUGAUCUUAAAGGCUUGCGGGAAUCAGUCACCUGUGGCUUCUCUAUCGAUCAACUCAAGAACUUGUUCCAGGAGCUGACUGCAAACGACACGGUGAUCUGUCUUUACGAAGUCUGCAACAAGCCUCUCCUCUCGGCACUGACAGAGGAGGGGUUUACAUGUCUCCAGCUCUUGAUCAAUGAGGCACCCAGACUUCUGUGGGCAACGGCGUCUGGCAUUGGUAACCCUCAAUCCUGUCAGUACAGCGUGGCCCAAGGUUUCCUUCGCUCUAUCCGAGCCGAGCAGGCGGAUAGCCACAUUGUCACUCUCACAAUUGAGGACAGCCUGGACAUAUCCGCGGCUUCUGGUCUUAUUGGCAAGGUCUACCGUCAAGUUUAUAGACCAUUCGCAUCCAAAGAGGUCGAAUAUCUUGUCCGUGAUGGUCUUGUGUUGACUGGCCGAGCCGUGGAAGAUGUGACUGACAACACCACCCUUGGGUCUCUACUUUAUCCACGGCUACAAGAAACGAGAUGGGCCGACGUAGAGGCCCUGCAAGUUUUUCUGGAAAUCAAUGGUUCUUCCGAGUCUCUUUGGUUCGUACCUGAUGCCAGGCACGACACCGAACUGGGGCCUCAUGAGGUUGAGAUCGAAGCGAAGGCUUGGGGCCUAAACCGAAAAGAUGUCCAAGUCUCGACUACUGGCGGUAAAUUGCCGUUGCGGUGUGACAGUGCGGGGAUUGUCACCCGGGUAGGCCCCGAUUGUGACUCCUCCAUCCAGCCAGGGGAUCGUGUCUUUAUGAUGGUCGAUGAAGGCAUGCGCAAGUACCCUCGGGCCAAAGAUAACGCGACGGUAAAACUCCCUGAUUCUCUGUCUUUCGAGUCUGCUGCUCUCAGUCUCGGCCCGCUAACAGCGGCUGUUCAUGGUCUUGUUCACGUUGGCAGAAUCAGACAUGAAGAAUCUGCCUUGGUCCUUUUUCCGGACAGUGCCAUUGGUCAAAUGGCAAUCCAGGUUGCCCAAGCACAAGGAGCAAGGGUCUUUGUAGCAAACUUGUCCUCUGGGAAGUCUUCAGCUUUGGAUAGCAUUCCCAGAGUCUUCCCCGAUACUCUCCUGGACAGCCGAGACCCUCGGUGGACUUCAAAACUUGUCGAGGUCACUGCUGGUGCAGGUGCAGGUGUUGAUGUAGUCUUCAACUCCGACCCGAACAUGGAUGCGCUGAGGGCUUCGUGUGAAUGCAUCGCCUCGGGUGGACGGUUGAUCCAGGUUGCAUCUGCCGACGUCAAUAACAACAGCGCGGAGUUUAUGGAUGAUAUUCCGAGAAAUGUCACAUUCUCUAGCAUUGAUCUUCUGGGGUUGAAGCCCAGCGCGAUGGCCGACGUCAUGAGGAAAGCCGUGGAACUUUUUACGGAUAAAAAGGUGCAGCCUUCCUCAGAUAUGGUAGUAUCCUCCGUGCCCGACUUGGAGAAUGCUUUCAAGCAUCUGCAGAGCAGCGGCAAAGAUUGCCGGGCGGUUAUUUGUACAAACGACGAUGACGCGGUUCAGGUAUUCACCAAAGAGAGUCAGUGUUGGAGUUUUGAUAACAAGUCUUCCUACGUGGUAGCCGGUGGAUUCGGAGGGCUCGGACGAGCCAUCGUAAGAUGGAUGGUCGACCGUGGAGCGAAGCACUUGAUCAUCCCAUCCCGCUCAGGUCCUUCGUCGCCAUCAGCUACGCAACUAGUAGAAGAGCUGACGAAGAAGGGAGUCAACUUGAUGAUUGCUAAUUGCGACGUAUCCUCUGAGUCAAGUCUCACCGCUCUCCUCCAAGAUUGUUCAAAGACCAUGCCGCCGAUCAAGGGCUGCAUAAACGCUGCCAUGGUCCUUCAAGAUGCAACCUUUCGGACCAUGACCUUUGCGCAAUGGGAUCUGGCCGUACGGACUAAAGUACAAGCAUCAUGGAACUUGCAUCGUCUAUUACCCCAAGAUCUCGACUUCUUUAUUCUCUUGUCCUCUCUCGCUGGUGUCAUCGGCCAGAUGGCCAGCGCCAACUACGCUGCUGGCUGUUCAUUCCAGGACGCUCUGGCCCGCCAUAGGACUACGCAGGGUCAAAAAGGGUUGUCAAUUGACAUUGGCUGGAUGUUCAAUGUCGGCAUCGUAUCCGAGACUACAGCUUAUCAGCGCCAACGACAAAAGGCCAACGACAUGCAACAGAUCGACGAAGCUGAACUACUGGCUCUGUUAUCACUGUGCUGCGACCCAAACUACCCGCUCACGACUGAAGGUCAGCUUCUGUUCGGGCUGAAGACGCCCGCGGAUAUUCUCAGCCAAGGCCAGACCCCUCCGGCUUUACUGGACCGACCACUGUUCAGGGCGCUUUCUUACAGGCCAGGCUCGGAAGUGAAAUUGGACAAGAAGAUCGGCAGCCGUGAUGCUGAUCAUCAAGCAGCGGUCCUCUUUCACAAGUCUUCCAACUCAACCGAGCGCACAGGAAUCGUGCUGCGCGCCCUAGCAGCGAAGCUGGCGCGAGCCAUGUCCAUGUCUCCCGAAGACAUCGAGCCAAACAAGCCCCUGUCCGUCUACGGUGUAGACUCUCUAAUGGCUGUUGAGUUGAAGAGUUGGAUCGGUAGAGACUUUGGCGCCGCGGUGGCUGUUGGUGAUAUUAUGGGCGGCGUGACUAUCGCGAGUAUUGCUGAGUUAGUUGUUGCAAAGAGGGCGGUUAUGAGUAAGACCGGGGAGUCAUAA
This is a messenger RNA of Fusarium falciforme, 7683 nucleotides long. RefSeq names its product Carrier domain-containing protein. Bases 1 to 7683 code for a protein of 2560 amino acids. Gene Ontology annotation, molecular function: phosphopantetheine binding; oxidoreductase activity; 3-oxoacyl-[acyl-carrier-protein] synthase activity. The record is from RefSeq and is a predicted model, not a curated record. The transcript has 12 exons. Gene Ontology annotation, biological process: secondary metabolite biosynthetic process; fatty acid biosynthetic process. NCBI's taxonomy places the organism in Eukaryota, Fungi, Ascomycota, Sordariomycetes, Hypocreales, Nectriaceae.